UCUCCCCCAGUCCCAACGUCCCCCUUCCCUUCUCCUCUGGCCCUACGUUUCUUCUUUCCUAUUUUACCCGCUCUGCUCAUUUCCUUCCUCCGCCCUCUCCUCUCGGCUAGCGUCUUGUGGGAUUUUUGCGUCUGCCGUUCCAGCUGUGAGCACACGAGAACACUAACAAAGCGACGCCUUUAGCGGGAGCUGGGGAGAUUCUAGAAAUAAAGGGAGGAAGAAGGUUUAAGAGAGGUUUUGGGGAGUGAAAUGGUUGGGGACUUGGACUCUUGCUUUCGGAAGCUGAUGGUAUUUAGUGGUAGUGGUGGUGAUAGUGGCAGUGGAGUGGGGAAGAUGCAAGGUGGGGCCAUCACUGAGUGGAAAGAUAUUCCCAUGGAGCUGUUGUUGCGGAUCGUUUCGAUGAUCGAUGAUCGUUCAGUGGUCAGCGUGUCCGGCGUGUGCAGUGGGUGGAGGGAUGCUAUAUGCUUAGGCCUUACCCAUCUGUCUCUCUCUUGGUGCAAGAACAACAUGAACAACUUGGUUCUUUCUCUUGCUCCCAAAUGGACGAAAUUGCAGGGUCUAAAUCUGCGGCAAGAUAAACCCCAGCUUGAGGAUAUUGCUGUUGAGACUAUUGCAAAUUACUGCCAUGAUCUUCAGGAACUUGAUCUCAGCAAGAGUUUCAAGCUUACUGAUUGCUCCCUCCGUGUUUUGGCUCAUGGUUGCCCUAAUCUUAUUAAGCUGAAUAUUAGUGGAUGUUCAGCAUUCAGUGAUGAUGCUCUUCAAUAUCUCACUGAAUUUUGCAGAAAAUUGAAGUAUCUGAAUCUUUGUGGAUGUGUAAAAGCUGUAUCUAAUGAGGCAUUGCAGGCUAUUGGAAGGAACUGCAGCCAAUUGCAGAGUUUGAAUUUGGGAUGGUGUGAGCGUGUAAGUGAUGAUGGAGUAAUGAGUUUAGCCAAAGGAUGUCCUGACCUUAGAGCCCUUGACCUAUGUGGCUGUGUCCUUAUAACAGAUAUUAGUGUGAUUGCUUUGGCGAACAGGUGCCUUCAUCUGAGAUCUCUUGGGCUAUACUACUGUCAGAACAUUACAGACACAGCGAUGUAUUCCUUGGCUCACAGCCGGGUGAAAAACAAGCACGGAGUGUGGAAGUCUGUGAAAAGCAAGUAUGAUGAGGAAGGACUCAAAAAUCUCAACAUCAGCCAGUGUACAGCUCUCACUGCUACUGCUGUUCAGGCUGUGUGUGAUUCGUUCCCUGCGCUUCACACCUGCCCAGAGCGAUAUUCCCUCAUCAAGAGUGGCUGUUUGAACUUAGCAUCUGUGCAUUGUGCCUGUGCCAUCCAAGCACAUCGUAUGCCCAGCAGUCUUCCCCACCCUGCUCAUUGAACAAAGCACAUAAAGUGAGACUGGGGAAAGUAAGGAACCAUGCCACUGUACAAAUGGUUGUUAAAAACUGCCUAUCUUUGUCUGGUUAGCUAGUCAUUUUACUGUUGGAACCUACAAAUGUAUGAACUCCUUGGAUUUAAGUUGUCAACCACCCUUGUUUACAAGCUUUAAAGUAGCGUGAUGUUUUAUGAAUGGGCAGUAUUUUU
Malania oleifera is the source of this 1562-nucleotide messenger RNA. Its product is annotated as F-box protein SKP2A-like. The record is from RefSeq and is a predicted model, not a curated record. Gene Ontology annotation, cellular component: SCF ubiquitin ligase complex. The transcript is spliced from 5 exons. Gene Ontology annotation, biological process: SCF-dependent proteasomal ubiquitin-dependent protein catabolic process. NCBI's taxonomy places the organism in Eukaryota, Viridiplantae, Streptophyta, Magnoliopsida, Santalales, Ximeniaceae. Gene Ontology annotation, molecular function: protein binding. The coding region runs from base 250 to 1356 and encodes 368 amino acids.